AUAUGUUAGUAGUUUCAUUUUCAUAGUAGUGAGUAAAACGAAAAAAAUUGUGUGCUCAAAAAAUAUGGAAAAAGUUGAAUUUCCCAGCUGCGUUUCGUCGGAUGAGCUGCCGCUCGAGCGCUUGCGUUGCAAAUUAAACGAAGAGGAAAAGACUGUGCGACUGCUGAAGCGUCCAAAGCGUGCAAAUCAUGUUACGAAAUCGCAGCGUACGCGCAGCCACAAGGAUCAGAUACGCUACGAGCAGUGGAAGGAGCAUCGCGAGCGUGUCAAGACUGCGCUCUGUGAGGUGGAUACAGAUCCGCCGGGAUUUCAAGCGGCGCGUCUUACAGGCGUCAAUGCUUUGAGAGAUAAUGCCAUUGCCUAUAUGGCGCGCACCAAGGCGAAUAUACAGAUGCUAGUGGAGCUAUCGCGCACUAUGCGCACACAUGGCGCCAUUAAUCCAUUUCGCGAUGAGCUGCCGCAUGUUAUGUCGGGCAUACCAGCGGCUAUUCGAGAUCUGGAGCAGCUGGAUCGCGAUAACUACGACAUAGGCAAGCGUUUGCUGGAUGUGGUAAGCGAAGUGGACACCGGAAUCAAGGGCGACGAUCGCCAGCUCAAUGUGGAUACGCGUCGUCAGGAGCCGCCGCCAUUUGUGCUGCCCGAGCUGGCGCUGGCCAAGUACAAAGACUUUAAUAUACCCAUACCCAGCACAGACAAGGAACGUCGUCAGCUCUUUCGCCCGCGCAUUUACUUUGACGCUUAUCUCAAGGAUGCGCGUCCGCUGGGUCGCAUUGUUGUUCAGCUUUACACAGAGGCAGCGCCGCUUGUGGUGCUGCAGCUGGUGCGCGCCUGUUUGUGCAACAUGCAUCAGAAAUUUCGCAUACGCCGUUUGUUUCCCAAUCUUUGGCUUGAGGUCGAUUUGCAACUGGGCGCCAAUUCGCCGCUGCAGCAGCCACUCGAGUACGAUGGCAAGAUUAUCGAUCAUGGCGAGCACAGCAAUGUGUUGUCCUUCAGCAAAUCGCAUCUGCAGGGCUUUCAGGACAAUCUAUGCUUUUCCAUGUCCUUCAAGCCACUCAAUGUCGUCAAUGGCCAGCGCGUUGGCUUUGGCCGCGUCAUACGCGGCGGCAAAAUCUGCGACUGCCUGCAGAGCUACGGCACCAAGAAUGGCAAACUAAGUCGCGGCGUCGAGUUCAUUGGCUGCGGUCUGCUUUAAAUAUUUGAUUCGAAAGUCUAACCAAAUUGCAUGUGUUGUGUGUUUUAAGGCAUAAAUAAUAUGUAAAGUCCUUUUAGCAGUCAAAAGAAAUGUGCAGACUCAUUGAAAUCGCUGAAGUAUUUAAGUUCCAAAGUCUUACUUUGCCUUAAAUGCUGCAUUUAGCUUUUAUUAUAUUUGCGUUUCAAAUUGCAGCAGCUUCAACUUUAUUUAGAUCGAUUCGAAAACGCAGCAAUAGUUUAGAAACUUCUAAGCAACAAAGUCAAAAAAUGAUUUAUUUUUAACCAAAAGCUGCUGUCGAAAAUUUAUAAAUUGAACUGCAAAAAUCAUUUAUUGCAUUUGAGAGAAAACCAAAAUUUCAAGCGCCGUAUACUUAAUAAUAUUUUGAAAUCAAAAGAAAUCA
This is a messenger RNA of Drosophila busckii, 1592 nucleotides long. RefSeq lists its product as uncharacterized. The coding region runs from base 65 to 1192 and encodes 375 amino acids. The transcript has a single exon. Gene Ontology annotation, molecular function: peptidyl-prolyl cis-trans isomerase activity. Gene Ontology annotation, biological process: protein peptidyl-prolyl isomerization. The record is from RefSeq and is a predicted model, not a curated record. Lineage: Eukaryota; Metazoa; Arthropoda; Insecta; Diptera; Drosophilidae.